Molecule: messenger RNA, 3062 nt
Organism: Pangasianodon hypophthalmus (striped catfish)
Lineage: Eukaryota; Metazoa; Chordata; Actinopteri; Siluriformes; Pangasiidae
Product: cylicin-2-like
Exons: 19
Coding region: 70-1890 (606 amino acids)
Source: RefSeq, a predicted model, not a curated record
CCUCUGAGUGUGUUUAUUUUAGAGGCUUUAGAUCCAGGAGAAGGAAGAAGGAGAGAGCAGAGAGAGCUGAUGGAGUCUGAGCAGCUUCCAGCUGCAUGGUCUCUACCCGGUGAGGGAGCGGAGGUGGGCGGGGCCUCUCUUCCAUUACUGGGUGUGUCUGAAGACCUGGGAGGCGGUCCUUUAAUCCCCAUGACACAACAUGGCAAGGAUGAGCCGUGGUCAUAUGACAGCUCUGCUUCCUCCUCCGAGGAGAGCGACGAUGAUGAUUCAAGGAAGAAGAAGAAGAAGAAGAAACUUAGAAAAAAGAAGAGCAAGAGAUCGAGCUCAUCAUCAUCGUCUUCCUCCAGUUCCUCGACAGACAGUGACAGCAGUGAGGAUGAGAAGAAGAAGAAGAAGAGCAGGAGGAAGAAAAGGAAACAGAAUGCUGUGACUACAGCGAUACCUGAGACAGGCCUCGUGCUGGAAAUUGUGUUAACGCCACUGAAAGAGCAAAACGACGAGCGACAGAUGAAGAAAGCAAAAAAAGACAGCGCUAGAAAGAAGAAAAGAAAGAAGAAAGACAAGAAGAAGCGGAAGCAGAAGAAAAAGAAGAAGAAGAACAAAAAGAAGAAAAAGAAAAAGAAGGAUUCCAGCUCGUCUUCCUCUUCCGACAGCUCGUCAUCGGAUAGUGAAGAUGAGGACAAGAAGAAAAAGAAGAAGAAGAAAAAGAAGAAGAAGAAAAAGAAGAAGAAGAAGGACUCAUCAUCUGACAGCUCCAGCGAUGAUGAAAAGAAGAAGAAGAAGAAAAAGAAGAAAGACAAGAAAAGAAAGAAGAAGAAAAAGAAGCUGAAGAAAAAGAAGAAUUACUCAAGCUCCAGCUGCAGUUCUUCCUCAUGCGAGAGUGACGAAGAGAAAUCGAGCCAGAGAUUAAAGAAACAGGAAUCAGGAAAAUGGUCACCGUGGGGUGAUGACGCUGCCAGAAACGAGGGGUUAAGGUCAGGAGUGACAGCUGAUGAUUGGUCAGCAGCUUCCCCAGGUUCACCAGCAUUCCCUGCAGUCUGUGAGGCUGAGAGGACUGAUAGGAGAUGUGACGAUGGUGAAAGAGGAGAAGAAGAAAUGAAAGAGAAGCUGAAGAAAAAGAAAACGGUUCUGUUUAUUAGCCAAGAUCCUGCUUCAUCUUCAGAAUCAUCCUCUUCCUGUUUGGAAAGUUCCUCGUCAGACAGUGAGGAUGACAAAAAGAAGAAGAAGAAGAAAAAGAAGAAAAAGAAGAAGAAAAAGAAGAAGAAGAAGGACUCGAGCUCAUCUUCAUCUUCAUCAGAUAGCGAGGAUGACAAGAAGAAAAAGAAGAAGAAGAAGAAAAAGAAGAAGAAGAAAAAGAAGAAGGGGAAAAAGAAGGACUCGAGCUCGUCCUCGUCCUCAUCGGACUCUUCCUCUUCAGAUAGCGAGGAUGAAAAGAAAAAGAAGAAGAAAAGAAAGAAGAAGAACAAGAAGAAAAACGCCAGCAGCUCUUCAUCUUCAUCUGACAGUGAGGAGGAACGGACGAGGGUGAAGAUGAAAAAAAGAGGAAAGAAGAAAAAGGGCAAAUCCAAGAAGACGAAGAAGAAGGGUUCCAGCUCUCCAACUCACAUCGAUGACGAAAAUAAAAAGAAGAAGGAGGACUUGAAGGAUGAAGUGAAGGAAGAACCUCAGGAUGAAGGGAGCGAAGCAGUGGGAGGAGGAGAGGACGGAGAGAGAUACGACACAUUCCCAGACGAUCCCACGCGUGGCGUCUUUACUGAGGGGGCGGAGUCUCAGGGCGAGGGCUCCAGUGUCACCUGGGGGGGCGGGGCUUUAGGCUACAGAUCUCACCUGGACACCGGGAGGAACGGCGACGGCUCACAAUAUCAGAUGUUUAACGAGAACGAAAUAUGAUUGAUUUUUAAAAAAAAAAAAAAAAAAAAACAUUUUGCUUUUUGUAAAAAUCACUCUGAUUUUUUUCUUGCACUCUAAAGAUUCGAGUUUACAUUUGAAUCACGAGAUUCAGCACUUGUUUUACUUUGCACACGAAGUCAUGUGCAGAUUUUCAGGAACAUCAUCAGGGCUUUUUUGUUAGGAACAAGGUUAGAUUCUUUAUCUCAGAGAUAAUUGAAGAGAUUUUUGAUUUGUGUUUUGUGAUUUGUUUUUGUUUUUUUGCUUUAUGGAGCAUGAAAUUAUUACUUUUUUAGCUUAAGUUUUAGUUUUAGAUACUAGUUCAGAUUUUUAGAUUUGAUCAAAUGAGCACAAAAAGGGCUAAAAUGACUGAAUAAGGACAAAUUGGAGCUGAAAAAAUGGAAAUGCUUGGUGGUUGUAAGGACACUCGCUUUAUCAUACAAAUCAUUUUAUCUCAGUUAUUUUAUCAGUGAUGAUACUAACUCUGGAUAUUUCUUGAGAAAAUGCUAUAAAUGUUUUUUUUUUUAUUUCAAAUACCAUUUUAAUGACAUUUCAGUUAAUAAAACAGUGAGAGGGAGUGAAAUAAAACCUUAAAACUGCAUCUUAAAAAUGAAUCUAAAUUUUUAUCUAGAAGAAUCCGGUCACUUGUUACACUCUGAAACUUUUGCAUUGACUGAAGUAGAGAUUAUGAAGAAAAAUGAUACACUUUUGUGACAAUUAUUUACAAUAAACAACAAAAAAUAACAUUUUCUUUUGACUCACCCUCGUAUUAAUCAGUUGGUAUAAAAUGAAACUCAGAAUCUUUUUUUUUUUCUUUUUAAUAGAAAGAUGAUUUCAGGCUGUUUAGGAUUGAUGACACAGCAGCACUUACAGGAUGAAGAGUAAUGCACGGACACAAGUUACCUUAAUGUCAAUUUUACAAAAUUUUUCAAAAUAAAAAAUGAACAAUAUGAUGUUUGUGUAAUGAUCUUAAUUAUGCUCAAAAAAGAUUUACUUUUUUAUCAUUACAAUUUGGCAAGCGUUUACUAUUACGUAAACAAUUGCAUUUUUUUUUAUUUGUUAAAGAACGACACGUCAUAGUUUUUAUGAGUUUACAGUUACAUUUAAUGUUCUGCGAAAUGAGUUAGUUCCUGUUCUCACUUAUGUUACAGCAGCUAUAAACAGUUGUUCCCUCA